CCAAGCGGUAAACAGUACGGAUCUCCUGUACGAGCGCGUUUGUGUGCGUCGCGCGUGUGCGCUACACUCUGAUUAACUCUCCUACCGUCGCAGUGACUGCUGCUUCCAGGACGCAGUAUAGUCUUUUAAAAACUACUUGAAAUCACCGGCAUUUCAACGUCUGGCGAGAGAACAGCGUGCUCCUUACGAAAACACAUUAUCACCAACCUGAAAAACAAAUACCUGUCCAGGAAGAAAGACAGUUGUUUACCAUAAAGAGAAACAAACGACUAAAGACUGAAAACCCUGCGAGUGAAACCACCCCUUUAACAACCGCAAGACCCACCACUGCCGUUCAUAAAGCAACCGGAAACACAACCGCAACUGUCCCCACAGCAUCAACCACCACCAUUGUCCCCACAGCACCAAGCACCUCCAUCACCAGUCCCACAUCCGCCACCACAACCAAAACGGCCCCAACAACAGGCAUGAAUUCAGAGGAAUUCCGUAAGCGAGGGAAGGAGAUGGUGGACUACAUAGCCGACUACCUGGACACCAUCGAAGACAGGCGGGUGACUCCGGCCAUUGAACCCGGGUACUUGAAACACCUAGUGCCUCUCGAGGCUCCACAACACCCGGAAGACUGGGACAUCAUCAUGAAAGACGUUGAGAACAAAAUCAUGCCCGGAGUAACACACUGGCAGCAUCCGAGAUUCCAUGCUUACUUCCCCUCUGGUAACUCUUACCCCAGCAUCCUGGGAGACAUGCUUAGUGAUGGAAUCGGCUGCAUCGGCUUCUCCUGGGCGGCAUCCCCAGCCUGUACCGAACUGGAGACCAUUGUCUUGGACUGGCUCGGUAAGAUGGUGGGACUUCCCGAGGACUUCCUCUCAUUCAGUGAGAACAGCAAAGGUGGCGGAGUCAUACAGGGUUCCGCGUCGGAGUGUGUCUUAGUGUCUCUCCUGGCCGCCCGCGCCCACACCAUACACCAGCUUAAGAAGCAGCAUCCCUUCGUGGAAGAAGGUGUGCUGCUGUCCAAGAUGAUGGCGUACUGCAGCAAGGAAGCUCACUCUUGCGUCGAGAAGGCUGCCAUGAUGGCCUUUGUCAAGCUGAGGAUCCUGGAACCUGACGAGAACCAGAGUCUCAGGGGCUCCACCUUACAGCAGGUGAUGGAAGAGGACCGAGCUUCUGGUCUCGUCCCUUUCUACGUAGAGACCACUCUGGGCACCACCUCUUGCUGUUCCUUCGACAACCUCGCUGAGAUCGGUCCCGUAUGUGAGGAGUUCGGUGUCUGGCUGCAUGUUGAUGGAGCUUACGGAGGAAACUCUUUCAUCUGCCCGGAGUUGAGGGGACCCAUGAAGGGAAUAGAGUACGCAUCGUCGUUCAACUUCAAUCCUAACAAGUUUAUGCUGACUAACUUUGACUGUUCACUUAUGUGGGUGAAGGAUCGAUUCCGUCUGACUCAAGCGCUGGUGGUGGAUCCACUCUACCUUCAGCACUCAUACUCGGAGAAAUCUAUUGAUUACAGGCACUGGGGGAUCCCACUCAGCCGUCGGUUCAGAGCACUCAAGCUAUGGUUUGUGAUCCGCUCCUUCGGUGUUGAGGGACUCCAGAAUUACAUCCGCGAGCACUGCCGCCUCGCAAGGAAGUUUGAGACCCUCGUCAGAAAGGAGCGUAGGUUCGAGUUGGCCAGCCCGGUGAACCUCGGUCUUGUCUGCUUCAGACUGCGAGGUUCUGACCAGCUCAACCAAAAACUCCUCUCUUCUAUCAACGCUUCAGGAAAGCUACACAUGGUGCCAGCCUCCCUCAACGACAAGUAUGUCAUCCGCUUCUGCGUCUGCCGCCAGACUGCUACUGACGAAGAUAUUGAAUAUGCGUGGAACGUUAUCACAGACUUCGCUACAGAUAUACAGGACGAAAUCGAGAAGAUCCAGAUUGAAGAGACUAUUGAAAAUGAGGAAGAACUUGAGAAGAAAGAAGAGAAGAACUUGGAGAUCACAGACGAUGUCUUGCAGAUGCUGGAGGAGAAGAGCAAGAAGAGUCUUCGCUACAAGAGAUCCUUCUUCGUUCGAAUGGUUUCUGAUCCCAAGAUCUACAACCCUAAAAUCGUCAGGAGUCUUCCUUCCACCAGCAAGAGACGCCACACAACGUCAGAAACCACAGAAGAGGAGAACCUCUCCGUUAACUCCCCCACCAUUGACCACGACAACCUGGCGAAGAUGCUGCAGCAGACCAACCUCAAGGAGUUCUUCUCCAAAGUGGAGGCCAAGUACAAGUUCAUCAACAAGACGACCAGCGACCUCUCCGACCGCCUACUGGCCUCCGCCUUUCUCAACAAUGUUAGAAGAGAAGAAGAGCUCAUCCAAUAAAGCUGGCCAGCCAGUUCUAACCUUCCCAGUGUCCCGAUGAUCAUCCCCGUGGCUCGAUCUCAGACUAGGCUUCCUAGUUAUGGGUCCUCGUGUAAUGUGGAUAAGAGAACUCGCGAUGUCAAACUGGGUCGUUAUGUAGCGCUUGUUGCGAGCUUACGUGGCAACUACCUCUAAUAUACUAGAAUGUACAUCUCUUUUUAUACUAUACUUGUGCUAUAUUUAUACGAAAAGUGAAUCGUUUGGGUGUUCAACCAAAAGGAGUUGUGGGCGCCCAUGAUCCUCCGUCCUAUGUUAGCCAGAGACUCGCUACGUAAGUGCACUUGCCGAUCUGUCAGAUUAUUUUAGAACGGUGUUUGGUUAUCUAGUGAGAAAUAUGUCCUCAAGUUUCAUUCUUUCCUCAUCCUUACAGUAGCGGUGAGCAGAGAAACGUAUGUUAUUGUUCAGUGAUAGCCCAGGCGAGCGAGACCUUGGGUAGAGAAAAGGGCAGUAUAGUGAUUAUUGAUGUUUCGCCCUUGUGACUUGAUAAGCCCAAUUAAGGAUAAAGACCUUGUAAGUAGAAUGAAAGUCGCAGUGUGACUGGAUGAGGCUCUCCCUGGAUCCGUAUGUGUAAUCACUUAACUGUGGUUGCAGGGGUCAAGUCAUAGCUCCUAGCCCCUGUGUGUGGGGGGCUAUGUCUAAUCUUUUAACUACUGCCCACUAGAUGGGUAUGAGGGGAAUGAGGCCCACAGCAUGGGUACGUGGUGAUUAACACUUACAGGACAGGCAUGGGGUAAAUAACGCUCACACGAUGGAGUAAAAUAACCAACACAGCUGCCAAACUCUCUUCCGUGGCUGGAACACUUCAAAAACUUCCCAAACUUUGGAAAGGAACAUUUAGAGAACCUUUCAACCAAACUGUCCUCGGUUGCCUGAAGCUUCCACAUCUCACUACCGGAUCCUUUUUUGAUCAGUUUUUGUAAAUCCUGUGUUAGUCAUGUUUCGUGGUGAUGACGGAGGCGAAAAAAAAGUUCACUGUACUACCCAUGGGUCAUCCACCGACCUCCUGAAUAUAUUUCCAGUGAUAUCAUCUACUUGUGUUGCUCUGACCUGUCUGCUGACCAUCCUCUGACCUCACAUGUAAACUGUGAUAUAACUUUUUAAUAAAUGUAUAGUAUUUUGUAUCAUUACUUAAGAUGCUUCAU
Molecule: messenger RNA, 3526 nt
Organism: Cherax quadricarinatus
Lineage: Eukaryota; Metazoa; Arthropoda; Malacostraca; Decapoda; Parastacidae
Gene: Tdc2
Product: Tyrosine decarboxylase 2
Biological process (GO): amino acid metabolic process
Cellular component (GO): cytoplasm
Molecular function (GO): carboxy-lyase activity; pyridoxal phosphate binding
Source: RefSeq, a predicted model, not a curated record